AACCUGUCCACUUUUCCAGAUAGGUCUCAUCAUUUUUCCUCCUCUAUUUCUUUUAACAGCAACCAAACAUGUCUACCUGAUCUUCUUCUAACCCAUGAGUUCUUUGUUCCUUGUGAUCCCUUCAGGGUCUAAGUAAGCCAAGAACCAAGUGUCAUGGUCAUGCAGCCCACAGAAGCUGUGCAGGAAGGAGAAAGCUCUGAUGCCCCUCUGACACUAAUGAAUCACUGGCCAAUAUUGCCAAUUCUGGAAGAGGACUUCUCAGAUACUCAGACUCCUUUCUGGUACCAAUACCAAGAAAAUUGCCAAAAUCACAAAGAACAAACUGACACCAGAAUACUACAAUUAGAGAGCCAUUCUCAACCUUAUCAUGAGCACAAAGAACAAGUGUCGGAGUUGGGUCAGAUUGACAUAUCUUACAUCAUGCAAUGGUGGGACAAGGGCUGCAGGGCUCUGAUUGCAGAAUGGAAUUCUCUCAAAAGGACACACUGGGACAGACUGAUGACAGCAGCAGGCACAGUCAGUUGGAGAGCCAUCUUAUCCACUUGGAAAACCACACCAACAUAUGCAGAAAUCUCAAGUCUUUGGGUCAACUCCUAUUCACAGAUAUUCGGUAAAAGGUAGAAGCUUUUCUGCAUCCUGAUCUGCAGAGAUGAAUAGGAAGAUUUUCACAUGCUACAAAGCUUCCAAGAGACUGAGACCAGCAGAAAGAAGAUAUUUCAUGACCGUUGUCCAGGCCUUUCUUCUGAUACAGAAUCAGUACUAUUUUUUUUUUUUAAGAUUUUUGCCACAGGGC
This is a messenger RNA of Tupaia belangeri chinensis (Chinese tree shrew), 793 nucleotides long. RefSeq names its product double homeobox B (gene DUXB). The record is from RefSeq and is a predicted model, not a curated record. Lineage: Eukaryota; Metazoa; Chordata; Mammalia; Scandentia; Tupaiidae.